GGCAACCUGUCAAAUUUUACUGAAAAUUAUUUUAAUUCCUAUGUAACGGAAGGUCUGAAUUUCGGCCAGCGUGUGGCGCGGCCUUGGCGCGACCCUCGGUAAAAACGGGCCGUGGAAAGCCGAUAUUUAAAAUGUAUUUUAUGUGUUAAAUGUCGAUAGGAUAUUAGUGCUGUAAAUCGAUUCCAGCGACAAGCUAUUUCAUGAAUAAGAUGGACGGCAGAGACAUUCAAAAUGGGAUACACGCGAGACAUCGAAGAAACUGAUCUGUAUGCUCCUUUGCCUGAACAUCGCUCUGAUAAUUUGGGCAAUGCAGUGCAAAGAGCAUGGGACAAAGAAAUGGAGCACAGCCGCGCAAAUAGGAAUUACAAACCAAGUCUCUACAAGGUUUUGAUUAAAGUUUUCGGCACUGAAUUAAUGUUAUACGGAUUGAUACUUGCUGCCAUGGAAUUUAUCAUUAGAUUACAACAACCGCUGUUUUUGGGUACUCUAUUAAGAUACUAUACAGUACCACAGAACUCAACGACAAACCAUACGUACAUAAAUCGCUUAUUUCAUUAUUAUGACAUGGAAGGGGCCAUCACCUGGGGGGAGGCAGUGUUCUGUGCAUUCGGUGUGAUCUUCUGCAGCGCCAUCAACGUGCUCGUACAGCACCCGUUCAUGAUGGGUGUUAUGCACAUUGGCAUGAAGAUGCGAGUCGGCAUAUGCAGUCUUAUUUAUAGAAAGGCUUUGAAAGUCAAUCUCCAGACACAGUCUGAAUACAGCGCCGGCCUCGUCAUGAAUUUAAUGGCAAACGACGUGAAUAGAUUCGACACAGGGCCUCUCUUCGUGCAUUAUCUUUGGAUCGGGCCUAUAGAGAUGAUGAUUGUAGGUGCCUAUUUAUACCGUGAGAUGCAAUUAGCUGCUGUCUAUGGAGCGGCUUUCAUGUUUGCUGUUAUUCCUUUCCAGAUAUUUUUAGGAGUUCGCACAGCUCACUACAGGAAAGCGACAGCAAUAAAGUCCGAUGAACGUGUAAGACUGAUGAAAGAAAUUAUAAUGGGAAUAGAAGUGAUUAAGAUGUAUACUUGGGAAGCUCCUUUUCGAGAGAUUAUUGAUACAGUGAGACGUCAAGAAAUUUUCAACAUCAAAAUGACGUCAAUGAUCCGUGGCGUGAUAAUGUCGUUUAUCAUGUUUACGUCACGGUUCGGAAUUUUCAUUACGGUGCUUUUCUACGUCAAGUUUGUGUCCCAUAUCACUGUGGAAAACGUCUUCUUUCUCACCUGCUUCUACAAUAUUAUCAAGCAAACUAUGACGCUUUACUUCCCGCAAGCUGUCGGACAAAUAGCAGAGAUGAUAGUGGCAAUUCAAAGAAUACGAGACUAUUUGUUGAGUGAGGAAUGCAAUUUACCUCCACGAGAACGCCCUGACCUAGUCAGUAUUGAAAAUGCACGUCCUAAAAAACACGUUUUUGUCGUUGACCCAUCUGACCCCGAUGCACUAGAGCGUCGUCGAAUGAGUUCCAAUCUACCCAGCACGUCACAAAUCACGUCGAAGGACAAAAGAAAAGACCAAACAGUGAUAAGUUUUGAAGAAGCUAGUAGCCACUGGCUCGUCUCUUCUGGUAAAGAAGACGUUGAAAACAUAACUUUCAUGAUACCAGCUGGCACUUUAAACAUGGUCGUUGGGGCUGUGGGGUCUGGGAAGUCUACAUUGCUUCAUAUGAUUUUACGUGAACUGCCUUGCUCGUCGGGGCGUGUUGAAGUCUCUGGCACUGUUAGUUACGCUAGUCAAGAUCCUUGGCUUUUCGUUGGUUCAGUUCGACAGAAUAUACUGUUUGGGCAGCAAUUUGUAAAAUCUCGCUACAUGGAAGUGUGCAAAGUGUGUGCUCUCGAAAGAGACAUAUCAUUGUUUCCUCAUGGAGACAAAACUGUAAUUGGUGAAAGAGGAGUUUCUUUGAGUGGAGGACAACGUGCCAGGAUAAAUCUCGCUAGGGCGGUUUAUAAAGAAGCGGAUAUAUAUCUGUUUGACGAUCCACUUUCGGCGGUAGACACACAAGUAGCUAAUCAAAUUUUUCAAAAAUGUAUAAAAAGGUACUUGGACGGAAAAACUGUGAUCCUAGUAACGCACCAGAUCCAAUUCAUCAAGUCUGUUGAAAACAUUAUUAUAAUGAACAAAGGACAGAUCGUUGCCCAAGGCGGAUUUGAGGAAUUGAAUGAACAAGAACUGAAUUUAAUACAAAUGAUGAAAGAGAAAACCAAAGAAGUGCGGGAAGAAGAUUCUAUAGUGCUCCUGCCUAGUGUAUCUACCACUAACCCUAGUACAGCAAGUGCGCAUAGAAAUCUAUGGUCUUUGACACUUCAAGAGUCUGUUGCCGAUCAAAGGCCACAGGCGGAAACACAGGUAAUUGGCAGAGUUAGCACUACUGUCUAUCGGGAUUAUUUCUUAGCAGGAGCUGCCUGUCCCUAUGUCACCGUCGUUUGUUUCAUGUUUAUCCUUGCGCAAGUUUGUGCCAGCACUUGCGAUUACUGGAUUAGUCGUUGGAGUCAAGCUGAGGAUACGUUAACUGGUGAUGCGAAAAAUGAUGCAAAAAUAUGGCAUGACCAAGGUCUAACACGAGAUGAAUUCGUCCUUAUUUUUGGUGUCAUCACUAUAGCAACAAUUGGCGUUGCGUUACUACGAGCGUUCUUUUUUUUCUCUCUUUGCAUGCGAUCUUCAAUAAAAUUGCACGACAAAAUGUUUGAAUGCGUAUCACAAUCGCCGAUGAGUUUCUUUCACAUAAAUCCGUCGGGCAGAAUCCUCAACAGGUUUAGCAAAGACAUGGGCUCUGUUGACGAAUUGCUACCUCAAGCUAUGAUAGAUUGCUUUCAGAUAUUAUUGAAUCUCAUCGGAGUUUCAGCGGUAAUUUUGUUAUCGGACGUGGCGUUAUUAAUUCCUACAGCUGCAGCUAUGAUGAUAUUCUACAUAUUACGCGUGAUUUACAUCCGUACUAGUGGUGCUGUAAAACGUCUAGAGGGAAUCACUCGUAGCCCGGUCUUCAGUCACCUAAAUGCCACGGUCCUCGGGCUGGCGACGAUACGCUCUUACGGCGCGGAAUCUCUGCUGGCUGAGGAGUUCGAUCGGCACCAAGACCUACACAGUUCCGCAUGGUACCUCUUCAUCACCUGCAGCCGUGCCUUCGGCUACUUUCUUGACAUGAUCUGUCUGCUCUUCAUAAUUUGCGUCACUUUUAGCUGCCUUAUGAAAACUGUAAUGGAUGCCAGUUCAGCAGGACUUGCGAUCACGCAGUCAAUUUCGUUGACAGGUAUUUUUCAAUGGGGAAUGCGACAGUCCGCAGAAAUGGAGAACCAGAUGACCAGUGUCGAGAGAGUGCUAGAGUACACACAUCUACCGAGAGAACCUACUUUAAAGAGUACAAAAGACAACAAACCACCGAAAGAAUGGCCCUAUGAAGGCGCCGUGGAAUUCACCAACUUGAGUCUAAAGUACACGCUCGAGGGGAUGUCAGUUCUUCACAAAUUAAACCUGAAUAUUGCACCGCAAGAAAAAAUAGGUAUAGUGGGACGAACUGGCGCGGGCAAAUCCUCAGUAAUACAAGCCCUGUUCCGACUGGCGUACCUAGAAGGCACCAUAACCAUCGACGGUAUCGAUACAGCGACAAUCAGCCUACACGACCUUAGGGAAAGGCUCUCUAUUAUUCCACAGGAGCCAGUUCUCUUCAGUGGCAAUAUGAGAAAGAACUUAGAUCCUUUCGACCAAUACCCAGACGACGUUUUAUUGAAAGCUUUAUCCGCUGUCGAGCUAAUCGACAUCCGUGAAGGUGCUCUGGAUAAGACAGUAGCUGAAGGCGGGUCAAACUUCAGUGUAGGCGAACGACAGUUGGUCUGCCUUGCACGCGCCAUUGUCCGCAACAACAAAGUGUUGGUGCUGGAUGAGGCUACAGCUAAUGUAGACGCGCAGACCGACGCGCUCAUUCAAACUGCGAUACGUAAACACUUCAUGGCCUGCACUGUGCUCACUAUCGCACACCGGCUUAAUACCGUCAUCGACUCCACUAGGAUUUUGGUGCUGGACGGCGGUAAGCUAAUUGAGUUCAACCAUCCCCACAUCCUGCUGCAGAACAGGCGGGGCGCCUUUAGCAGGAUGGUAGCCGAGACCGGCUCCUCCAUGGCGCAAACACUGCAUAAACUCGCUGAAGAGAGUUACAAUAAUAUGAACGAGGAACCUUCGUAAUAAUAAAUACAUUCUUACAAUUAAAUAAAAACUAUACUUUUUAAUUCAUUUAUUAACAUAUUGUUUAUAACUUAUAUAGAUUUUCAAUUAUAUCGUGUGUCGUAUAAUAAAUAAAUU
Molecule: messenger RNA, 4323 nt
Organism: Hyposmocoma kahamanoa
Lineage: Eukaryota; Metazoa; Arthropoda; Insecta; Lepidoptera; Cosmopterigidae
Product: probable multidrug resistance-associated protein lethal(2)03659
Exons: 29
Coding region: 232-4206 (1324 amino acids)
Biological process (GO): transmembrane transport
Cellular component (GO): membrane
Molecular function (GO): ATP binding; ABC-type transporter activity; ATP hydrolysis activity
Source: RefSeq, a predicted model, not a curated record